Dothidotthia symphoricarpi CBS 119687 is the source of this 1477-nucleotide messenger RNA. Its product is annotated as beta-lactamase/transpeptidase-like protein. NCBI's taxonomy places the organism in Eukaryota, Fungi, Ascomycota, Dothideomycetes, Pleosporales, Dothidotthiaceae. The transcript is spliced from 4 exons. The record is from RefSeq and is a predicted model, not a curated record. Bases 46 to 1275 code for a protein of 409 amino acids.
ACCAAUUAAUCCACCCGUUUACUGUAGUGUAUACCGUAUCGCACCAUGGCCGACUUCGAAACAACAAUCCAGCAAGCUGUUGAUGCAGAAGAGAUACCAGGCUGCGUCUUGCUCGCUACAAACCGCGAUGGCUCCUUCGAGUACGCCAAAACAUUCGGCAACACGUCCAUGAAGUCCGAAAACGCUAAACCGCUCCAGCUGGACAUAGUGAUGUGGGUAGCAUCCUGCACUAAGCUGAUGACCUCCAUCUGCGCACUGCAGCUUGUCGAGUGCGGUAAGCUGACCCUUGACGAUCCUGUCUAUACCCACAUCCCCGAGCUCAAAGAUUUCAAGAUCCUUGAAUCUUUCGAUGAUGAGGGAAAGCCUAUCGAAAUAGAGCACACUAAAUCUAUUACCUUACGUACGCUCUUGACGCACACCAGCGGAUUAACCUACAGUGUCUUGCACCCCAAGCUCCUAGCCUGGCUCGCCUACCAUGGACGACAGCCAGGUGCAGGCGCAAAGCUGUUACAGCGAUACGACGCACCGCUCACCUUUGAACCAGGAGAAAGCUGGAUGUACGGCCCUGGCAUUGACUACGCUGGCCUACUCAUAGAGCGCGUGACGGGACUCUCACUUGAGGCGUACAUGCGGCAGAACCUCUGGGAACCACUUGGAAUCACGGACAUGACAUUCCGCCUUAGUUCUUAUCCAGACAUGAAAGCCAGAAUGGCGGAUAUGAGUUUCCGAGACGAAGGGUCGGCCACUGUUAGGUACACGGCGGCGAGGCAGGGGUACCUGGACGUGGAUGGAGGGGAGAUGCAGUCUUGUAUGGGUGGUGAUGGAGUCUUCACGAGCGCAGAGGAGUACAUUAAGGUUUUGAAAGCUCUUCUGACAACUGAUGAGGAUGAGAAGCUGUUGAAGAAGGAUACGCUUGAGGAGUUCUUCAAGCCGCAGUUGGGUGAGGCUGCUUCGGCAGCGAUGAAUGCGAUGUUGCAGGUUGACAUGGUGAACAACGCUAUGGGUGGGACACAGAAAGACCAGAAGAAGGACUGGGGCUUUGGGGGCCUUCUCCUUCUGCACGACCAAAUUGAUGGCAAAGCAGCUGGUAGUAUGAUUUGGGGCGGUCUGCCGAAUCUGACAUGGUGGGUCGACCGUAAGACGGGACUCUGUGGCUUGUACGCGGGACAAAUGAUGCCUACCGGAGACACGAAGUGUUCAGCGUUGGACCGUCAAUUUGAGGCGGGUAUGUACAAGAAUUAUAAUCAGAGCGGUCUUGCAGGUCUGCGCUCCUAAUGGUAUGGUAUCUGUUUGCUCAGAGUUAAGGCGUGUGCGCGAUAUUAUAGAAGUGCCGCAUUCCAUCUUGUCGCGACACCACAACCGAGCAGGAUGUAUCGCCUCUGCAAAUCUGGCGGACUGUGCUUUGCUAGACACAAGAAUUCGCAGUCACUGAUGGUAAUUUAUUAUACUGGCGACAAUCCUAUGACUUGAUUACCUG